Molecule: messenger RNA, 1995 nt
Organism: Podarcis raffonei (Aeolian wall lizard)
Lineage: Eukaryota; Metazoa; Chordata; Lepidosauria; Squamata; Lacertidae
Gene: FAF2
Product: Fas associated factor family member 2
Exons: 11
Coding region: 59-1396 (445 amino acids)
Cellular component (GO): endoplasmic reticulum
Molecular function (GO): ubiquitin binding
Source: RefSeq, a predicted model, not a curated record
CGAAUUGUCACGUCACUUCCGCGGAGUGACGCAACUGCGGGUCAGAGGCAGCAGCAAAAUGGCGGCUCCGGAGGAGCGGGAGCUGUCGGCGGAACAGACCGAGAAGCUACUCCAGUUCCAGGACCUGACUGGCAUAGAGUCCAUGGACCAGUGCCGUCAUACACUGGAACAACACAACUGGAACAUAGAGGCAGCUGUUCAGGACCGAUUGAAUGAGCAAGAGGGUGUCCCAAGUGUCUUCAAUCCACCACCUUCUAGACCGCUACAGGUCAACACUGCUGACCACAGGAUCUACAGCUAUGUUGUUUCAAGGCCGCAACCAAGGGGCUUGUUAGGUUGGGGUUACUAUUUGAUAAUGCUUCCAUUCCGAUUUACAUAUUACACAUUACUUGAUAUAUUUAGGUUUGCUUUGCGUUUCAUACGCCCUGAUCCUCGUAGUCGGGUCACUGACCCUGUUGGUGAUAUUGUUUCAUUUAUUCAUAUGUUUGAAGAAAAAUUUGGAAGAAUACAUCCUGUUUUCUACCAGGGAACAUACAGUCAGGCACUGAAUGAUGCAAAGAGGGAGCUACGCUUCCUCCUUGUUUACCUUCAUGGUGAUGACCAUCAAGACACUGAUGAAUUCUGUCGCAACACCCUUUGUGCACCUGAAGUGAUCGCCCUCAUAAAUACAAGGAUGCUUUUCUGGGCUUGUUCCACAAAUAAACCAGAAGGAUAUAGAGUGUCACAGGCCUUACGUGAGAACACCUACCCAUUCCUGGCAAUGAUCAUGCUGAAAGAUCGUAGAAUGACCGUAGUUGGGAGGUUAGAAGGACUCAUCCAACCUGAUGACCUCAUUAACCAGCUGACAUUCAUCAUGGAUGCCAACCAGACAUACUUGGUAUCUGAGCGCCUGGAAAGAGAAGAGAGAAACCAAACUCAGGUCCUUAGACAACAACAAGAUGAGGCAUACCUGGCUUCAUUACGGGCUGAUCAGGAGAAAGACCGCAAGAAAAAGGAAGAGCGGGAAAAGAAGAAGAGGAAGGAGGAGGAGGUGCAGCAGCAGAAGCUAGCAGAGGAGAGACGGCGGCGGACUCUGCAGGAGGAGAAGGAACGGAAAUCUGAAUGCCUUCCACCAGAGCCGCAUCCUGAUGACCCAGAAAGUGUCAAGAUCGUCUUCAAAAUGCCCAAUGACUCCAGGGUGGAGAGGCGAUUCCAUUUUACACAGUCUUUAGCAGUGAUCCAUGACUUCCUAUUCUCUUUGAAAGAGAGCCCGGAGAAGUUCCAGAUUGAGGCCAACUUCCCUCGCCGUGUCCUGCCCUGCCUUCCGACAGAGGAGUGGCCCAACCCACCCACGCUGCAAGAAGCUGGACUCAGCCACACGGAAGUUCUCUUUGUGCAGGACCUCACGGACGAUUGACAUUUUCCCAAAAUACAGAGAUGGAAAGAGAAAUUCCUACUAUAAUACAAUAUUUUUUUUAAAAGACUGCUGCGUACACAUGAGGGAUCAGAGACUGUGGCCUAGGCCAGCCACGCCGUAUGUCUGCACUGGCGGGAGAAACUGCACACUCACGCACACGCAACCCCUUUUACAUCCAGAGGGCCGAUGGGAGGGGCCACGGUUUGCCCUCCCGAGAGAGGGGGAGAAACGGCAGCUCUUGGUAAAUAUUGCUUUUAUUGGAAAUAAUAUACCCCAACAUUCUGACAUUAGAACACCCAACGUUUUGCUGCUUGUGACAGCUAAAGGACACCGUACCUGUGGGCCAGGUUGUCUUCUGCCCAGGUAGGGGAGGGAUGGGCAGAGGGUCUUUUUUUCCCUUCCAGCUUCUUACUCUGUAUAAAUCUCUUAAAUAUUUCUUUUGCUUUGUAAUGACCAAAGGAGAACGGGGGUAACAGUGGUUUUUGGUUUAUUUUGUUUUAUAAGGAGCUGGUUGACAUUCUUAACCACAGGGGUUCUUCUCCAGGGUUGUUAGCCUGCGUAGUGUAAUAAACUCUGCCUCUAGUGUGCCUGUGCUAACA